Trichosurus vulpecula (common brushtail) is the source of this 1184-nucleotide messenger RNA. RefSeq names its product G protein-coupled receptor 160 (gene GPR160). The record is from RefSeq and is a predicted model, not a curated record. NCBI's taxonomy places the organism in Eukaryota, Metazoa, Chordata, Mammalia, Diprotodontia, Phalangeridae. The transcript has a single exon. The coding region runs from base 1 to 1014 and encodes 337 amino acids. Gene Ontology annotation, cellular component: plasma membrane; signaling receptor complex.
AUGUUCAUUUCUCUGGAUAAUCACACGUUUCAGUUCCAGUCAUAUCCUGGGCACCCAUCUCUAGAUCCCAGCUGCAUGGUACUCUUAGUUAUUCUUGUGAAAACAUUCCUCAAUAUCCUGAUGAUAGCCAUUGGAAGAAAAGACACCCACCAAAGUUUUCUGGAAUGUUUUUGCAUGUCUGUAGUGCUCAUCGACUUCUUCCUUUUGGUGGCCCUCUCUUUUAUAGCCUAUUUCCAAGACUUUGCCCUUUGGGGCAUUAGGUUUACAAAAUACCACAUCUGUCUAUUACCUCAAAUUCUGUCCUUUGCCUACGGCUUCCUGCAUGGCCCAGUUUUUCUUCUAGCCGGUCUGGAUCACUACCUGAACAUCUCUCAGACGUCAAAGGUCUCACACUUCUGUCAAAACAUCCUUUAUUUCUUUUCAGUCAUUUUUAUUUGGAUCGCAGCCCUUGCGUAUGUUUUGGGAGACCCCGUCAUCUAUGUAAGCCUGAGUAAACACGGUCUUUCUUCCUACCAGUGCCCUUUCUACAUCAGCAUUCAGAGCUACUGGCUAUCAGUUUUCAUGGUGGGGGUCCUCCUGGUGGUUUUCGCAACUUGUUGGUCUGAAGUCCUGACACUGAUUCAGUCUCUUCACAUCACUUCCUAUAUGAAGGAGACCGCCCUGUACUUUCCUCUUGCACCAGAGUGGGAUCACACAGUCGUCUGUAAAAAGCAGCUUUUGACCAAACUUUUCAUCUGUUUCCUUGGAACUUGGCUCCCAUUUGUUUGCCUUCAGAUAAUCAUUCUGUUUCUGGACAUGCGGAUUCCAGCCUAUGUGGAGAUGAAUGUCCCCUGGUUGUAUUUUGUUAACAGUUUUCUCAUUGCUGCUGUUUACUGGUUUAGGAGUCAUGAGCUUAAGGUAACAGAAACAAUUUUAUGCAUGGACCCAUUUGUCAGCUGGAAAUUCUGCUUUAUUCCUUUCACAAUUCAUCAUAUGGAGCAAACAGAAAAAACUGCAGCAGUGAUGGUCUGUUAAUUUGUUGCUGUGUUGGGUAAUUAGAGCCCAGAGCUCAUUUCAUUGUGUGAUCAUCUUUGUAAAUGGCUCAGACGAGGAAAGAUGAGGGUGGCCAUCCAAGGAUGUUAUAGAAACCACUCAGGGUUACUGGUCACAUUGAUGUUUGGGGCCACAAGCUGAGAUGCAUGGCU